GAUGUGUUCGGCUGAUAAGCUUCUUACUUGUAUUAUGCUGAGCCUCUCCUAGCUCUGACAUGCGGCUCUCUCCAAACCCCAGAGUCAGCGCGUCUGCGUGCGUUGCGCGCAGCUGGAGGCUCCGCAGGCGCCGAGCAGGUUGAGGCCGGCUUGAGUCAAAUCAUGAGUUCCUCCGGAAGGAACAACCUCUUCUACCUCAGCAGCUGACCAUGCUGGAGCCAUCACGGCAUAGGCAUGAAUCCCACAUAAGCUCCUGUUUGGACUCCGAGUCACGAUGCCGUCCCGUCCACGGAGACUCGCACGCCAACGUGUUGUCUUCUUCCUCUUGGGAUUGCUGCUGUGUGUCCUCUACGCUCUGACUCUGAAGGUCAGGCGGGCUGACCACAGAGUCUCAGUGCCGUCAGCGCUCGGAGACGGAGACAAAGUCAAGGUGAAUGUUCGGGAGGUUGUGGAAGAACUCCCAGAGAGCACAGUGCCUCCUAUAGAAGUCAACAGGACAGAUAUAGAACAAUGUGUCUAUGUGGAGGCCGGACCUCUCCCGACUCCACCUGUGACUGUGACUCCUCCACCUUCGAAGCCUUCCCAGAAACAGGGGGAGUACCCAGAGGACCUUUUCAGUGUGGAGAAGAGGCGGCGGGGCUGGGUGGUGCUGCACGUCGUCGGUAUGACCUACAUGUUCGUCGCCCUGGCCAUUGUCUGCGAUGAGUUCUUUGUUCCCGCUCUGGAGGUCAUCACCAACCGCUUGGAGAUCUCCGACGACGUGGCCGGCGCCACCUUCAUGGCUGCUGGAGGCUCAGCUCCGGAGCUCUUCACCUCCCUGAUCGGCGUCUUCAUCUCCCACAGCAACGUCGGCAUCGGCACCAUCGUGGGCUCGGCCGUCUUCAACAUCCUGUUUGUGAUCGGAAUGUGUGCCAUCUUCUCGCGGGAGAUACUGCACCUGACCUGGUGGCCGCUCUUCCGGGAUGUGACCUUCUACAUCGUGGACCUGUUCAUGCUGAUCGUCUUCUUCCUGGACAACAUGAUCCACUGGUGGGAGAGCGCCAUGCUGGUGCUGGGCUACAUCAGCUACGUCAGCUUCAUGAAGUUCAACGGUCGCAUCGAGCGGGCGGCCAAGUCGCAGCUCAACAAGCACAUGAGCGUGGUCAAAGUGUGGAGCGCCGCAGAGCCAGAGAAGGAAAGGGAAGCCACACCUCCCUCUGGACCUUUGGCUCCUCCUUCUCUGGGUUCAAAACAGCACUCGAGAGAAGAACCGGACCAGCCUCUGAACCCACAGGUCAUCAGGCCACCAGGUCCACAUGAGGACAAAACAAGACCCAAGGUUCACCCUGUGCUUCAGCGAGGGGGCAGCUCUGCUUCUCUCCACAACACAUCGUUGAGGAACACCAUCUUCCAACUAAUGAUUCACACACUUGACCCUCUUGGAGAAGACACAGUGUUAAAGGGGUCUGUCAGGAACCCAGGCCUGGGUCGGUCCUUUCAAGAGACGUCCUUUAACGGUGAUGUGAGGGGGGAUGGCUCAGUCAGGAGAAGUGAUGAUGAUGACAAGCUGAAAUCUGAGUCGUGUGCGGCAGGAGCACCAGGAUGCGGCGCAGCAGAACCGUCCACUUCACAGCAGCCUCAUGGAAAUGAGCCACAAGAGAAGUCAAAGGCAGAAGGUUUGAGGUCGGAUGUGUCUCAGACCAGCACCGAAGAAGAGAGCGGGGUCGGCGAAGCAAGCGAUGGCGAAGAGAGCGAUGAUGAUAAUGGAAAGGAGGAGGAAGAGGAGGAGAAUGAGCCGCUGUCACUGGAGUGGCCAGAGACAAAACGCAAGCAGGCCACUUAUCUCUUCCUUCUCCCCAUCGUCUUCCCACUGUGGCUCACGCUGCCUGACGUCCGCAAUCCGGAAUCCAGACGUUACUUUGUGGUGACAUUCCUGGGCUCCAUCCUGUGGAUUGCAGUCUUCUCCUACUUGAUGGUGUGGUGGGCGCAUCAGAUCGGAGAGACCAUUGGCAUCUCGGAGGAGAUCAUGGGUCUGACCAUCCUUGCAGCUGGAACGUCCAUUCCAGACCUGAUCACCAGCGUGAUAGUGGCCCGCAAGGGUCUCGGGGACAUGGCCGUGUCCAGUUCUGUGGGCAGCAACAUCUUCGACAUCACUAUCGGUCUUCCCGUCCCCUGGCUGAUCUUCACUUUGCUACACCGCGGUGCGCCCGUCGCCGUCAGCUCCAACGGACUCUUCUGCGCCAUCGUGCUGCUCUUCCUCAUGCUCCUCUUCGUCAUCAUCUCCAUCGCUGUCUGUCGCUGGAAGAUGAGCAGGAAGCUGGGCUUCACAAUGUUUGCGCUUUACUUUGUAUUUCUGGUUCUGAGUGUCAUGCUGGAGGAUCGGAUCCUCAUCUGCCCUGUUUCCAUCUGAGACCGGAGACGGGAACAGGUGCCCACUGGGCGUCCACCUCAUGGGCAUUCAGUGGUACAGUAGAAUUUGGAUUUUUUUUACUAAAUAUGCAAGUAAAUCUGUCUCACUGUACUGGAUUGAAUUUCUAUCAUUGAGUAGCUUUGUGCUCAACUACAUUUGUCUUUUCUUUCUUUCAAAGUGAAUUUCAUAAAACUUUUAAAGAAAAAUGAAUAAAUAAAUAAAAUUAAUUAAAUAAAAAUACUCAAUCAAAUCAAUUAAAUAACAACUUCUGGGUUUUUUUUUGGAGAAAAAAUCAAACUUGAAAUUCACUUACUAAACUUACUAAAAAUAAAACAUUCAAUGAUACAAAUUUAAUAUUAGAAAGUCUGGUGAGUCAGAUUUAGUCAGGAUUCUUUGCCCACCUGCAUUUAGACUUUAAACCUUCAGUUGUUUAACCUGAUUUACACGCACUUAAGCUGCAUGACGGACAAACUUAGCAGCGACUGUACCAGAAAUAUUGGUGGAAUUACGGCACCCACAGGUCACAAAGUGCUUUACAGUUUUAACUUGAACACGAUAUUUAAGUAAAAACAAAUUUAGCAUGUGUCAUGUUUGGCACUGGGAAGUCUGCCAUGAAAAUAAUAAUAAAGAAAUAUUCAAAAUUAUUGUAAGUUUGCAAUAAUAAUAAUAAUAAUAAUUGUGUUCUGCAACUACCGGAACACAAGAGAGAUAAACUCUAUUUUGUCAAUCAUCUCUAACUGACUCUUUGAGGUUCAAGUCCAUAUAGGACAUCAAUUCAAAUUUUAGUGUCGCACCGAUGCUGAAUGAAAUUUCCACUAUCACUUUCUGACACCAGACAAAACUGAAAAAUGGAUGCAACUUAAGUGUUGUGUGUUUACUUAGCUAUAUUAAUUCGUCCUUGUGUGUGUGUGUGUGUUAGGUGCUACAGAAAGUAACGUCCAGUGAGUCGAAAUAAGGACAAAGGUUGUGCGUCUGUCAGUGUAUGGUGUUGUAGCUGUGUGAACAGAACAUUACAUGUGUUGUGUGUCGAACAGUGUGACACAUCACAGGCUCCUGUUCAGACAGCUCAGCCAGUCAGAGCAGAGGAACGUGGUGAGGGAAAGAUAAGUAAGUGGUGGUUUUCAGAGGAUUCCUCUUGAUGCUCUGAGCUGCUGAGCAGAAGAAGCCUGUGAGGAUCUCACACUCUUGUUGCAAUUAUGUUUUGGACAUGAAACUCAUCACUCACUGUUGGAUCCAUCAGGAUGUUGGUCAACGUUUUUAUUAUUUUAUGUCGCAAUAAAUUGUUAUUUUUUAACUGUUAAAAAGUGUGUUUAUUGAAGAAAUGAACCUUUUCAUUUCUGAUACAAAAGAGUCGAUUUGUGAUGGGUUCACAGAACGGCUUGUGUAUUGUUGAGCUUCAGUCAGAGAGCACAUUCAUUACUGUAGACUUUUAUUUACAAUAUAUCGCCAUGAAAUUCUCUGUACAUACGUGACUCGUCCACA
Synchiropus splendidus (mandarinfish) is the source of this 3871-nucleotide messenger RNA. Its product is annotated as sodium/potassium/calcium exchanger 1-like. The transcript is spliced from 11 exons. The coding region runs from base 275 to 2389 and encodes 704 amino acids. The record is from RefSeq and is a predicted model, not a curated record. Gene Ontology annotation, cellular component: membrane. Gene Ontology annotation, molecular function: calcium, potassium:sodium antiporter activity; calcium channel activity. Lineage: Eukaryota; Metazoa; Chordata; Actinopteri; Syngnathiformes; Callionymidae. Gene Ontology annotation, biological process: intracellular calcium ion homeostasis; calcium ion transmembrane transport; long-term synaptic potentiation.